AUGUUUUCUAAUUCGCAACACAAAUCUUUCAUUUCAAUUUUUCAUUUCUUAAAAUUACUUCGUGAAAGUAAUUAUAAGAAUGAUUUGGAUUUAAAUUUAGAUAUUAAUCAAAAUGUUCAAAAUAAGCUUCUUAAUGCUUUAAAAGAGAUAUUUUCUUCUUGGUCCGAAUACGUGGCAAGGUGGUGCGCUGAAUUAGAUCAAAUGAUUAUUUCUUCUUCUAUAUCUUCUACGCCUUUGAUACCUUCGACUUCUCUUUCUGUAAAAGAUCUUCAAAAUUUAUGGAAAUUUUUAUCAGAUGGCAUUCAAACUUUGUGUGAUAUCAUUGGUGGUCAGAUCAAAACUUGUUCAACCCCUUUUCAUCCGACCACGGCUCAAGUCGUUCAACAGUGUCAAUUCCUACAACUUAUCAAGAUACUCGGAAUAAUUAUCGAUUGGUUGUUGGAUUUCGGUAUUAAAAAUGCUACAAAAUUUUCCGUUGUUUCAAGAAUUCAUGACAAUCUUAAUGUUUUAAACAAUUCUGAUGAUAAAAAUACCGUGAAUGAAAUCAAUAAUGAUGAUAUUUACAAGUUAAUAAGACGUGUCGUUUCACAAUUUGUAUGUGAAGAGUUGAUCGGUGAAGAAAUUCUAUUACAACACCAUCAUAAUGUCGAUAGUGACAUUAAAAAUAUGUGUACUGUUUGGUGGAUUCGUUAUUUUUAUGAAAAUCCUUGGAAUGAUGGAAAUAAUCGUAUUCGAUGGAAUGGAGAGUGUUUACAUUCUUUAACACAUCUAUUAGAAGUUGUGUCUAUAAUGUUAGAAAUUCUCGGAUCAAAAAUUCCACGUCUGAAUCAAGAAAUUUCUCGAAAUGCUUUGAAUGAAAAGAUUUUCAAAAAUUUAUCUAUACUUUGCGAUUUACUUGUAAAACUGGAUCGAUUCAUUAUUAGAGCUCUAGAUGAAGUUAUAAUACCCGUGGUUAUGGUUCAUCUCGACCUCCAAACAACUAAUAGACCCACUAAAUAUGUCGUAAUCAAUGAUCCUAUUAUUUUGGAAUCUUUAAUCAUGUUGACUAAGUUGUUUAAUAUACCUUCGGCUUUACACGUAAACGCAGUUGAUAAAAAGUCUGAUGAUAAUUGCUGGAAAAAACUUUACGCAAAAAAAUUGGUUGUGAGCGGCUUUAUAGAUAUCGCCUUACAUCAAAAACACCAACAAUCUACUUUUUCUCAGUUCAAUACUUUUACUAACUCAAUCGGAAAUGUGUCUGAUUUAUUUCUCAUUGCUUUGGUACGUAUUUUGGCUGGAUUUCAAGAAGUAACGAGUGAGCGAGCUGUUGUGAACAGACAAGGAAAUUUAAUCCCUGAUUAUGCUGCUUUCAAAAUUUUGCCAUCAAACCUACAAGAUGUUUUAGCAAUGCUUGCGAGCGAUCCAACAAAAGAAACUACUGCUUUAAAACAACAAUUGGAUCGUGUUGCCCUUGCAAUAUUUUUCGUAUGUUUCACUUGCGAUGAUCAAAUGUUAAAAAAGUCCAGCGGAUUGUCUGCGCCAUUAGUUUAUCAAACAUUAACGCGAUUUAUAACAAAAUAUUUUUCAUUGGAUUUUCUUCAUGGAGUUUCAAUGAUUCAUUUUUUAUAUUUAUACAUUAUUUCUGAAUCUGAAUGUAAUAAUUCGUCUGAAUUCAAACCACAUACAAAUUCAAAGAUAAUAUCAAGUCUUCAAUCGACUUUAGUAAUUCAACCUAAUGAUGUUACCGACAAGUCCGAAAUUUCAAUUAUAGAAAAUAUUUUCUUUAAUUAUGAUUCCGUAUUUAUGCCAUGGGUUUGGAAGGUUUGUGAAGGUAGUUGGAGUUUAAAGGAAUUUGUUUCUAAUCUGUUUCAAGAUUUUAAACCUUUAGAUAUUUCUUUUGUAAUUAAUGGAAAUUUCUGUUUCAGUGUGAAUCCAAAAACUCGUAAUCUUUUAAAAAUUGGAAAUCUUUUAUUCCAAAAUUCGUUUGCUGUUCAAAUUUUGUUGUUGAUAUUCUCAAGUUUGAGAACAUACAAUAACAAACAAAAUAAUGAAAAUAAUGAUAUAACAAGAUUAUUUAAUAUUAUUUCCUCAAUUUUUAUUUGUAUUAUAUCAUUUAAUCGUAAUUAUGAGAUUAAUGAAGUUGAUAAUAAUGAAGAUAUUGUUGAGGACAAAAAAUUAUUGUUUCAUAACUUUGCAAAAUUUUGGACAGAGAUUCUAAAAUUAUUUGGUGCUCCUGGAAUUAUUGAAAAUGUUCCUACUGAUUGGUGGCCAACUAUUAAUAUUAUCGUUUUAAUAUUGGGUUAUCAUUUUGAUCCAAUUGAAACUUUAAUUGGUGUGACAAAUUUGUCUGGAGUGAUGCUAGAAAUUCGGCAACAUCCGAUGCUUCUCGAAGCUCUUAGACAAUGGACCUUAUCAUCUAAUCAAAAUAUUGAUUAUGAUGUUAAUAAAUUUAUUGAGAAUACAACUUCAUCCGCAGCAUUAGCAACUAUUAAUAUUGAAGUGAAAUCUUCAAUUGUUGGAUUAUUGAGUCUGACAAUUCCGAGUGUUGAAGAAAGCAAUAACGUGUCUAAUGAUUGCACUAAACAGGAGUUUGUUUUAUUUCCUACGGUAAAUGAAUUUGAUGAUAUAAUGAAUAUGUUUAGGCGCGAACCUUCAUUAUUUGUUGGUCAUAUUUGUUCGAUAAUUUCAACUGGGUUUCGUCCUCUGACUUCAGGAGAAUUUAAGCAAAAAACCAGAUUGAUCUAUAUAAAUAUCUGGAAUAUUUUUAGAGAUUUUAUUGUAUCAGAGGGAAUGAUCGAAAUGUCAAAUGUUGACUCUAUUCUGCUUGAAAUGUUGCUACGAAUGUUGCAUAAUUUACAUAAGAUUUCUUUACUUUCAGAAUCUCAAAGAACCCUACUUCAUUCUUUAUUCGACCGAAUGGAUCAAGAACAAUUCCCAACAGAUAAAAACUACUACAGUUAUAACGCAUUUGAACAAAAUUUUCUUAUGGCAAGGCCACACAAAAAUUAUCAGUUUACCGUGGUUUCCUUAUCCGGCCACCAUACUAAUUACAAUAAUAUGCUUAACAAUUGCAAAGAACUAAUAAAAGAAUUUGCUAAUAGUUAUACCGGUUCUAAUAGUGAUUAA
Messenger RNA from Dentiscutata erythropus, 3105 nucleotides. The record is from the annotation of a GenBank genome assembly. Lineage: Eukaryota; Fungi; Glomeromycota; Glomeromycetes; Diversisporales; Gigasporaceae.